This is a messenger RNA of Aspergillus fischeri NRRL 181, 951 nucleotides long. RefSeq lists its product as uncharacterized. The transcript has a single exon. NCBI's taxonomy places the organism in Eukaryota, Fungi, Ascomycota, Eurotiomycetes, Eurotiales, Aspergillaceae. The coding region runs from base 1 to 951 and encodes 316 amino acids. The record is from RefSeq and is a predicted model, not a curated record.
AUGCACUUAGAUCACAAGCUCCCCUGGAAUACAGUGUCAGCGCACUUUGCUUUCAUAAAGGACAACCAAGACAUACGCAGAAACGAUUUCGUCAUCCAUGAUCGCUUAGCUGAUCGUCAAUCCGCCGAGUUCAAGCACUUCACGCAGACUCUUAUUUCCACCAUUGAGGAGUUUUCAACCACUGAACGAGCCAAAUAUCCACAUCCUGCCGCCCUACCGAAAUCCGGCCCCCUAUAUGACUCGUCUAUUCUACCCUCCAUCGAAGAGAAGUAUCACCUUGGACCACACGCUACCAACUCCGCGGUAUCAAAUCCACUGUGUGAGGAGUUUCAGGAUGUCGACUACUGGAUCAGCCGAGCCCCCUAUAGCACGGCCACUGCGCACCUUGCCGAUGCAGUGAAGAUGCUCAUUAUCUCGAAUGAGAUGCUCGCUCUGUUACGUCUAGCAAACCACGAGAAAAUCCCACUAAUGGAUCUAAACCAUCUUAGCUGGGGUCACAGCUUCGGUGUCACGCAUGUUGCUGACGUGGCUCUGGAGAUUUACAUGUUGCUGAAUAUCGCUGCUUCUGUCAAAGCUAAUGCAAAACCAGGAUCUGCGAAUGAAACUGGUUGUCUGACGGAGACGCGGCGGUUCCGAAGUUUUGCUAGUUGGGGAUUGGGUGAUUUCGAUUUUCCAGCUCAAAAUAUACCACAUCGGUUGUUUUGGAAUGCAAAGGGCAUUACUGACGGACUUGAGUUCUCAACGUGGGACCCCUUGCGCCUUGGGAGUGACGAUGAGAGGAGGGAGAUGAAGGAGUACUUGAAGAUGUGCUUUGAGCUGUUGUAUCGAUACGAUCUUUUGAUGAAGGAGAUGGGCGGGGAUCCUGAGUGGAAGAAGAAGAUCCUAGGUAUACUACAUACAUGGGGUGCAAGGUGUAUUACCUUAGGCGAGACAGGGUUCUGCUUCAUUUGA